UACUAUUACUUUAGAGCUUUUAGUAGAACUUGUUACUUCAGACUCUAGUUUAAUUUAAAAACACUUCACUAAUACUUUACUUUUGCAAAAGAAAAUAAAAAAUGAAUAACUCUUUUAAAGAAAAACUAGAAAGGACGAGCAAAUUCCUUUUAAUUCUACUACUGUGCUUAUCUUCGGACAGAUAGGCCUAUUUCGUCUGUGACUUACAGACUUCUUCAGUGUCAAGUGCUCGACUGAAGAAAACCUCGCAUUCGUUGUGGUAUUUAUACUAGGAGUGUAUGUGUAGGUACGUGUGUGGGUAAAAGUGUAGGUAUAAAAAUGUAGGUACAAAAUUGUAGGUACAUAUUUGUAAAAAAGGGGUGUUUUUAAAUUAAACUAGAGUCUGAAGUAACAAGUUCUACUAAAAGCUCUAAAGUAAUAGUAAAGUGAAGAUGGCAACCAAGCCAAAGUCAGAGCCGAAUAAGUUCAUCGAGUUGAAGAAGACCAUCGCAGGAUUACACAAGGAUAUCGCGUUUCUCAAGAAGUGUAUAGAGUACAGGCUUACUCCCGUAAGUCACAAGGUAAAAGUUAAAACAGCCACAAACCCCAACAUAGUAAAGACACUUGAACAAACACUCAUCAAAGAAAGCAUCAAAAAACUACACAGCAAGAUCAACAUGAAAACUUUGGAAUGUUAUUCUCUCCAUUUAAAGUUAGCGAAAGAUUAUCCUGAAUCUUUCCCUAAUUUUCUAACAAAAGUAAAAGUUGCAGAAUUUUGUGAAUCAGAAAGAAAAAGGAAAUUACUAGAUAAAAAACUUAAAGCAUUAAAGAUGCAAAAUCCGAAGUUUACAUGUUCUUCUACACAACCACAAAACACAACACAAGAACUAACUGGGUUAGUGGUCAAUCGCUCUUCCGAACAGUUCACGGAAGAACAGUUGACCCUUCUCAACAAAGGUCUUAACUACGCAGUACACUCUAAACCAGAUUCAACACAAACCAUAAUCGACAUUGAAACAGCUAUCAACACGAACAAUUUACAGACACCACAGAUUCAAGAAAUCAGAACACAAACAGCUAACACUAUUCAAAACACACAACAAAACAAAUUGAACAAAGAACACCUGAAAGAACAACGAAUAAUCAAAGAACUUAACCAGAAACCAGUUUUCUAUCUGAAAGCUGACAAAGGAAACAAAACAGUAAUCAUGAACAAAGAGGACUAUGAUGAAAUAAUGAAUAACAAAAUUCAAAAUGGACCUUACCGAAAACAACGUACUGAUCCUCUUCCAGGAUUAGUAAGACGUGUUGACAAAACUCUCAAAGAGUCUACACCAGUUUUAGGAAGCGUCAUUAAAAGCCUGAAAGAAUCUAACCCUUCAUUGCCAAGAAUAAAAGGACUUCCCAAAGUUCAUAAACCUGGAAAUGAAAUGCGUGAAAUUGUUUCAGCCAUUGGUUCACCUACACACAAAAUUGCCAAAUAUUUAGUACAAGAAUUCCAAAACAUGCCUAAAAAAUUUCACAGUAGAUCUGUCAAGAAUUCCGAACAAUUCACAGAACUAGUACAGAAUUUAUCCGUUAACGACGAUGAAAUUUUAGUUUCAUUCGACGUUAAAUCACUAUUUCCAAGCAUUCCAGUUAAAGAGGCCAUUAACCUACUAGAAGAUUGGCUUCUGAACCAAUAUGAAGAUUCAAAUUCAGAUUGGAUUAAGAAAGUUCGUACAUACAUCAAAUUAACCAAACUUUGUAUGGAAGAAAAUUAUUUUUCGUUCAGAAAUGAAACCUACAAACAACUUAAUGGUGCCCCCAUGGGCAAUCCACUUUCUCCAUUUUUAAGUGAAAUUUUUAUGGCAAAUUUGGAAAAACGCUUAGAAAACAACAAACAGCUUCCUGAAGUCUGGUGGAGAUACGUUGACGACGUGUUUAGCAUUGUUAAGAAACAUCUUUUACCUGAAAUCUUGAACAAUAUCAAUAAUGCACACAAAAACAUCGAAUUCACUUGUGAAAUUGAACAGAACAACCAACUACCAUUUGUGGACAUACUCAUCGUAAAACAAGAAUCAACACUUUCCUUCGAAAUUUACAGAAAACCGACACACACUCAACGCACUAUUCCAAAUUCAUCAAAUCACUCACAUCAACACAAAAUUGCAUCCUGCAAUCACAUGAUACACCGAAUGCAGACACUUCCACUUAGUGAAACAGGAAAAACGAAAGAACUUAAUUACAUUUUCGAAACAGCACAGUUGAACGGUCACACAAAACAAACAAUACAACAGAUCAUCAACAAAAAGACACAACAACAAUACAGACGUUCUUUGACUACACUGACACGGACAGAACCUACACUUAAACGGAUAACUGUGAACUACAACAAUGACACCAAAAAACUCCGACCAAUUCUCAGAAAGUUUGGUUUUGAAUUAGUUUUCACAAGCAAAGCUAACCAACUUCAAACUCUCUUAGGAUCUACGAAAGACCCGUUGGACAACUUAACAAAAUCUGGUGUUUACAAAGUAACAUGUAAUCACUGUGACAAAAUAUACAUAGGACAAACAAAACACACACUCAACACACGAUUCAAAGAACACAUAACGGAAGUAUCAAAAGCACACAAAGACACAGACAAGGGACUCAUUCAUCAUUUUAAAUCUAAAGUUGCUGAACAUAUUUUCAAUGAAGGACAUUUUAUGAAUACUUCAAAUAUUAAACUCUUACGACACAUUACAAACCCAUGGAAACUUGAUGUUGCAGAAAGUUUAGAAAUUUACAAACAAAACAAUAAAAAACUACUUAACAAGGAUCAGGGCAAUGGGUACACGUGGCUGUUUAAAUUUUUACCUAACACACACAAAACAUUACACAAUACACAAAACACAAAUUGACUACCUACCAAAUCGGCAGGAAAAAAUAACACAACAAACACCAAUUGACUACCUACCAAAUCGGUAGGAAUUUUCCUAGCUUUAGGUAUCUUAUUGACACCCUGUUUUCUAACAGGCAGAUACACCCCCUUUUUUACAAAUAUGUACCUACAAUUUUGUACCUACAUUUUUAUACCUACACUUUUACCCACACACGUACCUACACAUACACUCCUAGUAUAAAUACCACAACGAAUGCGAGGUUUUCUUCAGUCGAGCACUUGACACUGAAGAAGUCUGUAAGUCACAGACGAAAUAGGCCUAUCUGUCCGAAGAUAAGCACAGUAGUAGAAUUAAAAGGAAUUUGCUCGUCCUUUCUAGUUUUUCUUUAAAAGAGUUAUUCAUUUUUUAUUUUCUUUUGCAAAAGUAAAGUAUUAGUGAAGUGUUUUUAAAUUAAACUAGAGUCUGAAG
Molecule: messenger RNA, 3314 nt
Organism: Aedes albopictus (Asian tiger mosquito)
Lineage: Eukaryota; Metazoa; Arthropoda; Insecta; Diptera; Culicidae
Exons: 2
Coding region: 432-2864 (810 amino acids)
Source: RefSeq, a predicted model, not a curated record